Molecule: messenger RNA, 712 nt
Organism: Lycium ferocissimum
Lineage: Eukaryota; Viridiplantae; Streptophyta; Magnoliopsida; Solanales; Solanaceae
Exons: 4
Coding region: 4-561 (185 amino acids)
Source: RefSeq, a predicted model, not a curated record
AGGAUGGCAGGGGUUGGUCGUCAAGGGAAGCGAAAAUUGGAAGAGGAAAUUAGUGUAAAUACAAAGGAGAAUAAUGUGGAAACAGAAGAGUAUGAUUCUGAUGAUGAUAUGUAUGCUGGUAACCAAAGGAUGACCCGAGAAAUGCGGGACGAGUAUAAUAGACAGAUUGAUGAGAGCGAGGGUUUUGAUAUCACUUUGGAUGUGGAAUUGGGUGUGAGUAUUGGAGCUCCAAUUAUUCCACACCGGAGGGGUAAAGAGCACGGCCCAAAGUUUGUUGAGAUAUCCUGCCUAGCCAUUGAUGCUUACAAUUUACAGAAUAAUAAAAUAUUCGAAUUUGUCGAAAAUGUGACUGUGAACACAUCACUUGCUGCUGGAUAUUGGUGUUACAACACCUUUCGAGCCAGGGAUUCUGAUGCUCCCAACGCUGUAAAGACAUUUCAAGCAUUGGGGUACUGGGGAAUUAGUGGAAAGAGAAUUAUUUCAUUUUGCAGGCUUAAGAAAACAUCCAGUGAUGAAGGUGAUGAGUGCCCUCCUGAUUCCUGUGUUGAUGUGAAAGGCUGAAAGCUACAUAAUAAGCUUGUCAUCUCUUUAAGCUCGUCAGUCUAACUCUUGUAGUAAUUAUUGAAAAUGUAGUGUCAUUUACUUGUGUUAUUAUUAAGACAUGAAAAAAGUGUUGUGAUGUAUCUUCUACUCUUCUAGUUAUUUUAUUAAG